Hyaena hyaena (striped hyena) is the source of this 2748-nucleotide messenger RNA. It is a transcript of the gene CHRM4, whose product is annotated as cholinergic receptor muscarinic 4. Lineage: Eukaryota; Metazoa; Chordata; Mammalia; Carnivora; Hyaenidae. Gene Ontology annotation, biological process: G protein-coupled receptor signaling pathway, coupled to cyclic nucleotide second messenger; chemical synaptic transmission; adenylate cyclase-inhibiting G protein-coupled acetylcholine receptor signaling pathway. Gene Ontology annotation, molecular function: G protein-coupled acetylcholine receptor activity; G protein-coupled serotonin receptor activity. Gene Ontology annotation, cellular component: dendrite; synapse; plasma membrane. The record is from RefSeq and is a predicted model, not a curated record. Bases 102 to 1538 code for a protein of 478 amino acids. The transcript has 2 exons.
CCCGCUGGCCCGCGGGCCGCCCUCUGGUCCCGCCGUCUGUCAGGUGCGAGGGGAGCGGGGCGGAGGUGUCUGACACUGCCCGCGCACUGCUGCUAACCAAAAUGGCGAACUUCACACCAGUCAACGGCAGUUCAGGCAACCAGUCUGUACGCUUGGUCACAUCAACCCAUAACCGCUAUGAGACAGUGGAGAUGAUCUUCAUCGCCACAGUGACAGGCUCAUUGAGUCUGGUGACUGUCGUGGGCAACAUCCUGGUGAUGCUGUCUAUCAAGGUCAACAGGCAGCUGCAGACAGUCAACAACUACUUCCUCUUUAGCCUUGCGUGUGCCGAUCUCAUCAUAGGCGCUUUCUCCAUGAACCUCUACACCGUGUACAUCAUCAAGGGCUACUGGCCUCUGGGCGCCGUGGUCUGUGACCUGUGGCUGGCCCUGGACUACGUGGUGAGCAAUGCCUCUGUCAUGAACCUUCUCAUUAUCAGCUUUGACCGGUACUUCUGCGUCACCAAGCCCCUUACCUACCCAGCCCGGCGCACCACCAAGAUGGCGGGCCUCAUGAUCGCCGCUGCCUGGGUCCUGUCCUUCGUGCUCUGGGCACCCGCCAUCUUGUUCUGGCAGUUUGUGGUGGGCAAGCGGACAGUGCCAGACAACCAGUGCUUCAUCCAGUUCCUGUCCAACCCAGCAGUGACCUUCGGCACAGCCAUCGCUGCCUUCUACCUGCCCGUGGUCAUCAUGACGGUGCUCUACAUUCACAUCUCCCUGGCCAGUCGCAGCCGGGUUCAUAAGCACCGGCCCGAAGGCCCAAAGGAGAAGAAGGCCAAGACUCUGGCCUUCCUCAAGAGCCCCCUGAUGAAGCAGAGCAUCAAGAAACCCCCACCAGGGGAAGUCGCUCAAGAGGAGCUGCGCAACGGCAAGCUAGAGGAGGCGCCCCCCCCGGCCCUGCCACCCCCGCCGCGCCCAAUGGCCGACAAGGACACUUCCAAUGAGUCCAGCUCCGGCAGUGCCACACAGAACACCAAGGAACGACCACCCACAGAGCUGUCGACCACAGACGCCACCACACCUGCCAUGCCCGCCCCUCCCCUACAGCCACGGGCCCUCAACCCGGCCUCCAAAUGGUCCAAGAUCCAGAUUGUGACGAAGCAGACGGGUAAUGAGUGCGUGACAGCCAUCGAGAUCGUUCCCGCCACGCCAGCUGGCAUGCGCCCGGCAGCCAACGUGGCCCGCAAGUUCGCCAGCAUUGCCCGCAACCAGGUGCGCAAGAAGCGGCAGAUGGCGGCCCGGGAGCGCAAGGUGACGCGGACCAUCUUUGCCAUCCUGCUGGCCUUCAUUCUCACCUGGACGCCCUACAACGUCAUGGUCCUGGUUAACACCUUCUGCCAAAGCUGCAUUCCCGACACGGUGUGGUCCAUCGGCUACUGGCUCUGCUACGUCAACAGCACCAUCAACCCUGCCUGCUAUGCCCUCUGCAACGCCACCUUUAAAAAGACCUUCAGGCAUCUGCUGCUGUGCCAGUAUCGUAACAUCGGCACUGCCAGGUAGGCAGGCGGGCGUGCCACAGAAGGUGCUGGUGGUCAUGUGUGUGUGCUGAGCCAUGUGGUCUCUCACGUGGCCGUCAGGGAGAGAUUUGGAAGCAUCUCUCUGUGUUCGUGUUCACUGAAGAGGAGAACUGAGGUCCCCAAGACCCUGUGAGGCUCAGGAAGAAUCUCUGGCAGGAUUCAGAGAGACCAGAUCUCUGCUCAGGCUGAGGAGGUUCAGCCCCAGAAGCGUCUGAACCAAGACUGCCUGGCCCACCUCUGUUGCCCUCCCUCAGGGAGCUGGGAGGCACUGCCUCCUGGGGCACCUGCCCCACUGUGACCCACCAGCGUGGCUGAAAUAAUGACAUCUGGAGGGAAGUAAAGGCCCAGGAUCCACCCCCGCCCCCCGGGGGAGGAGCCAAGGAGCCGAUGCUUUGGAAAGGAGGCUUGGGCAGGGAGCGGAAGGCUAGGGUCCCCCAUGUGCUGUAGUCGGUGCUUUCUCCCAGCUGCACCCCGCAUGUAGGCUCGGCCCCUCCUCCCAGGUCCCAUUCCAGGGGCAGCCACUCAGCCAGGCCCUGGGUGGGUGAGCGGGCUCUGGGGGCCCCUUGCCACAUCCCCCUCGCAGCCCUGCACGUUCAGUUCAGGACAGGGCAGCUGGGAGGUCAGGGGUGCACACUCAGGAAUGGAGGUCCGGCUUCCUGAGAUCCCAUGCUGAGCAGAGAGGCGCACCCGAUCCUGUUGAGUUCUCCCAGCAGGCUUCUGCAGAGCGUGAGGAGGCCUGGGUCACAGGGGAGAAUGGGGGUGGACUUGACCUUCACAGGCUUCAGUGACAGUGAGGGCCGGGGUAGUGAGGCAGGCAAGCAGCCCCCAUCUCUUCUCUCCCAACGGACAGAACCUUCUAGUGGUAGUGGGCUGUACCAAAAGGCCUUUGGUUGAGUGUGGCUGAGACAGGGAGUGUCAGUUCUAGGGAAUCUUCCAGGUUUCCUCCCAGCCCUGGUGUGGCCCCUGGAAAGACCAGACCGAAAGGCUCAGGGGACUUGAUGGGGACCCCCUUUCAGGAGGCAGGAGGGGCCCUGGGAGAAUUUUUCAAAACCGUUCUGCUUUUCCCAUGAGCCCUGGGAGCACUCACCACCAAGCCCCCAGCCCCUGAAAGCCACAGUCCCUACAGCCUUCCCUCUCCUUCACCAGUUCCCAUCCCAACAAAUUACCACAGCAAACUCCCUGGGAAGGGGCUU